CUUCCUGUGCGUUUUGACCCAUGUGAGUUUCCGUACUGCUGAGGCGGUGUUGACUGAUGUGUCAAAAUGGCAGAGUUAACAACACUGGAGAGUCUGCUGGAGAUGGGUUUUGACAAAAACAGAGCGGAAAAGGCGGUGGCCAAAACAGGAAACAUGGGAAUAGAACCAGCCAUGGACUGGCUAAUGGAACAUGAGAACGACCCAGAUAUCGAUGAGCCCUAUGUGCCACCUGCAGCGAACGUCCUUGGAGGAGCAGCAGACAGCCAGUCCACCACGGAUCAGCUGACACUAGCAGACACAGCUGAAGGGACCGCUGGUGGAGACAGCACCCAAAGGGAAAUUGAGGAGAGUUUAAAGAAGCCAAUGUCGGAGGAGGAGAGACUAGAGCAAGUUAGAAGGCUGGAGGAUCUGAUGCGGGCUAAGCAGGCAGAGAGAAGAGAGCGAGAGCGUGCAGAAGAGUUGGAAAGGGAGAAGCAGAGGCGGAGACAGGGCCAAGAGCUUCAGCAAAUUCGCCAAAAGAUACAGGACGAUGAUAUGAAAAAACUCGCUGAUCAGCGCAGGAGAGAGAAGAUGGAGGACAAAUUAGCAAGGCAGAGGGUUAAAGACAAGAUUGCACGAGACAGAGAGGAGAGAGCACAGAAGUUUGGAGGUGUUGGAACCACCAGCACGGCCACAUCGUCACAGCCAGCUGAGCCCAGUCCUUCAUCACCCACCAGUCACGGACCUCCACCCACUAAGAAGGAGUAUGAUGAGUCCAAGAUACAGGUACGCCUGGUGGACGGCUCGACCCUUACAACAGUCUUUAAGGCUCAGGAGCCGCUGGCGGCAGUGCGUGUCUACAUUCAGAUGAACAGCAACAUACUUGAGGGUCAGGACUUCACGCUUCUGUCGCCCUACCCCCGUCAUGUCUACACUGAAAUGGACAUGGAGAAGCCCCUCAAGGAACUGGGUCUGGUGCCUUCAGCUGUGCUGGUGGUUGCCAAAAAGUGAGAACAGGAUGACCUGGUCUUUGAGCCUACCUCAUCCCCUCUGCAUCAUCAACUAGAGACAACAGACACAACACUGAUCUGGGAACAGAGCCACAACCUUUAAGAUUCACUCAAUAAGCAAGCGAACUGAACUGAAGCAGAGAGAUUUGGUUUGAGGUUGCAUUCACAUGGCGUUUUAACUGUUUUUAAUCAACUUUUUGAAAGUAAGAAUAUAAAACUGAUUGGUUAAUUCACUGAAUGAUGCCUCAAACUCGAUAUAGGUGGUUUGUAUACAGGGGGGUGGAGAGUUAUUCCUUCUCACUCAAGAGUGAAGUGAAGAUUGCUGGCCUCAAACAGAUAUUACUUUCAACAUCACAUAGAAACAGUACACUAAAGAAUUCAAUUUUAUCCUGAUCCUUAAAUAGCAAAGUACCACAUAAGAAGUACUGAAACAGUUCUGAUAUUCCUGAUUUUGACAUAUUUUGCCAUUUUUUUUAAGUUAAAAUAUAUCAAAACUUCUGUCUGCAUUAUCAUUACAAAUCUACUUACAAUAAAGCUGACUGAGAAUUA
Labrus bergylta (ballan wrasse) is the source of this 1538-nucleotide messenger RNA. RefSeq names its product UBX domain protein 1 (gene ubxn1). Lineage: Eukaryota; Metazoa; Chordata; Actinopteri; Labriformes; Labridae. Gene Ontology annotation, molecular function: K48-linked polyubiquitin modification-dependent protein binding. The record is from RefSeq and is a predicted model, not a curated record. Gene Ontology annotation, cellular component: cytoplasm; nucleus. Gene Ontology annotation, biological process: negative regulation of protein K48-linked deubiquitination; negative regulation of proteasomal ubiquitin-dependent protein catabolic process; negative regulation of protein ubiquitination.